AUGGGCUUGGGUGAUGAGCGGAUCGUGAAUCCUGAAGCAGUGUCCAAAUCGCUGCGCUGUGUCAUUUGCACCGACGUCUUCAUCGAUCCUGUGUCGGCAAAUGGCCCGGGACACUGCCAGCACGUCUUCUGUCGCAGCUGCAUCGAGCAGGCGCUGAGGCGGCGGCGCGCCUGCCCCUCCUGCAACGCCCCGAUGUACGCGGUGCAGCUGGUGCGCAACAUCGUUGUGCAGUCGCUGCUCGACGAGAUUAGGAUAAAAUGCUCCCUUCCCGACUGCACCUGGACUGGUCCCCAAGAUCAGUUGCAGGCCCAUGAGGAUGCCUGCCCAGUCUUGGCCCGCGACUGCCUCCGUCGCACCGUGCUGGCGCAGCAGCUCCAGUUGAACAAACUCCAGGAGGAGGUCGAUCGACUGGCCAGAGAGUGUGUUCUGCGGGAAGUGCACGAGAGACAAAUGGAGAGCAAGGCAGAACGGCUUGAGAUGCAGGUGGAGAUGAUGGAGGAAGGAAACCGUGAGAAGGAUCACGUGAUCGCCCGGCAGAGGUGGAAGCUCGACCAGGUCGACCCCGGAAUAUGCGAAGCUCGCCUACAAGCUCACAUGCAGGCCAAGGAUGAGGAGGUCUCCCGGAUGGCUGAAGAGUGUUCUCUUCGGGAGGUGCGCGAGAGAGAAAUGGAGAUGCAGCUGGAGAUGCUGGAGCAAGAAGGACGCGAGAAGGAUGAUUUGAUCGCUGGUCAGAGGCGCCAGCUCGACCAGGAGAAGGAAGAAGCUCUCCGGGCACAGCUCCAGGCCAAGGAUCAGGAGGCGCAUGGAAAUCUCAACUGGAUCCAGGUGAAGCGAGUGGACUGGGAGGGUGAUCUUUCAGUGAAUCCAUCGCGCAUCAAGGGCUUCCAGGUCGCGGUGACAGCUGAUGGACGUGGCACGCUCCUCUUGAAAUCCAUCACCCAAGCUGCAGAAGGUAUCUGCAGAGGGCCCAGGGACGGUGGAUCUUGA
Symbiodinium natans is the source of this 987-nucleotide messenger RNA. The record is from the annotation of a GenBank genome assembly. Lineage: Eukaryota; Dinophyceae; Suessiales; Symbiodiniaceae.